This is a messenger RNA of Mercurialis annua (annual mercury), 1232 nucleotides long. RefSeq names its product peroxidase 21. The transcript is spliced from 5 exons. The record is from RefSeq and is a predicted model, not a curated record. Gene Ontology annotation, biological process: response to oxidative stress; hydrogen peroxide catabolic process. The coding region runs from base 42 to 1022 and encodes 326 amino acids. NCBI's taxonomy places the organism in Eukaryota, Viridiplantae, Streptophyta, Magnoliopsida, Malpighiales, Euphorbiaceae. Gene Ontology annotation, molecular function: heme binding; peroxidase activity.
CAAAUCCAACACACAAACCCAUCAUUAUAUAAGCUUACGAAAUGGCCGCCAACAAGCUUUCUUCAGCAUUUUUCUUUCUGUUAUUACCGUUAUUCUUGCAAUUUCAUUUUGGCAAAAGUGAACUCCAAUCAAAUUACUAUGCACAAAGUUGCCCAAGAGCUGAAGGAAUUAUCAAAGAGCAAGUUAUUAGCCUGUACAACAAGCAUGGAAACACAGCCGUUUCUUGGGUUAGAAAUCUCUUCCAUGAUUGCGGAGUGAAGUCAUGCGAUGCGUCGCUGUUGUUAGAGACGGUGAACGGAAUUGAAUCAGAGAAAGCAUCGCAAAGAAGCUUCGGAAUGAGAAAUUUUAAGUACGUGAACACUAUCAAAGAGGCUCUUGAAAAAGAAUGCCCUUUGAAAGUUUCUUGUGCUGAUAUCGUUGCUCUCUCCGCUAGAGAUGGUAUUGUCAUGCUGGGAGGACCAAGAAUUGAGAUGAAAACAGGGAGGAGGGACAGCAAGGAAAGCUACGCAGCAGUGCUUGAAAAUUUCAUACCAAAUCACAAUGAAUCAAUUUCAGUAGUGCUUGAUCGCUUUCAAUCUCUUGGCAUUGACACUGAAGGAGCAGUUGCUCUGUUAGGAGGGCACUCAGUGGGCAGAGUUCAUUGUGUAAACUUAGUGCAAAGACUCUACCCUACAGUUGAUCCAACGUUGAACCCUGACUAUGCUAACUACCUUAAAGGCCGGUGUCCAACUCCCAACCCAGACCCAGAAGCUGUUCUAUAUGCAAGAAAUGACCGAGAAACGCCAAUGAUUCUUGAUAAUUAUUACUACAAGAACUUAUUGAACCACAAAGGGUUGCUCUCAAUUGACCAACAAUUGGCUUCUGAUCCCACUACAUCUCCCUAUGUUCAACGUAUGGCUGCCGAUAACGGCUACUUUCACGAUCAGUUUGCUAGGGCUAUCGUCUUGUUGUCGGAGAAUAAUCCGCUUACUGGCGAGCAAGGCGAGAUAAGAAAAGAUUGCCGCUAUGUGAAUAGCAAUUAAAAACGCAUCUACUUUGAUUGAUUGGUUAAGAUUAUGUUACAUUUUAUGCAUACAGCAAUUGGAAUGAAAAUAAUUGUGUAACACUACCUUUACGGUGAACAUGUAAGGAUAUAAACUAUUUCUUAUUAUGUAGUUCACAGGUGCAUUGAGUCUCCAAUUGUAUAAAAGAAUAAUUUUAAUGAAAUAAAGUGAAUGUUGAUGGGAUUUUAA